UACCCAAUAGAACCAAAGAGUAUGGAUCCUAGCAGUCACGAAAGCUUUAAAUCUAGAAAUGCUCUGAUAAUAUUUACGCAUUGGCUUACACCAGAGGACAAAAGCAUCCUUCCUGAUGGCCGAGUCUCACCAGUGUCAGACCAGAGAAACAACGCCAAAAGGGGAACAGCAUUUUUUUUAGUUUACAUCAACGUUAAGGACGACGUUUCGCUCAAACGUCUGUGAGCUCCGUCAGGAAAGUUAAAACUUAUAACUGGAAACUCGCCGUCGUUGUUCAGAGCGGAUGUCCCCACGUAAGAUGGCUGCCGCCCUUUAACCCCACCGAUUCCAUUUUCCGGUAACUUUCGAAGAGCGCGGUGAGGGAAAUCGAUUCCGUCGGCUCGUUCUGAAACAAAACCCCGAGCGCAGCGGCGGGCGACGGUAACCGCGCCCGCGUGCGAUAAUCCGUGAAACUAAAAGCGCCGUUGCAGUGCUCGGCUCGGGUUUAUUUGUUUAACAGCAACGUGCGUGUCACAGUUGCAGUGGCGCAUGGGAAUCGAUUCUCUGCUGUUUGCGCGGACGGUGAAUCGGAAUCGCUAUCGAUUCGCCACCCAAGCGCAGCGCAUGGCGGCCCCCACGUGCGCCGCGCCACGAGAUUCGGGUCCCUCACUUUAGCCGAGGCUGUGGUGGUGGUGGUGGCUGUGGUGGUGGUUGUUGUCGUUGUGGUGGUUGUAGCCGUGGUUUGACUGUGCUUGUUGUGACUGUGGACGCGACUGCUUGUUAACCUGCUGUUCGAACGUGCUUGUAACGUGUUGUGGUGUAGCUUGCGGCUUGUUUGUGUUACCGGUGCCCCGCGCCUGCGGCUGAGAGCGCCUGCAAGUUGUGCAGCUGCGUGUGUUGUGGCUCGCCUGCUGCUGCGCUUGUCCCACCGAGCACCACCCCCCCUAUCCCCUGCUCGCCAUGGGCAAGAGCCGACAGCCGCGCCGCUUCAGGCGGCCUCACCCUCUCUGCGGUCCCGCGGGGCUGAGCGCGGAGCCCGAGGUGGAGACGGAGUGCGAGGAGGAAAUCUGCCCCGUCGAGACUCUGCUGGAGACGCUGCAGUCGGGCUCUGCGGACGCGCGGGAGUGUGCAUGCGCCAGCCUCUCCCGCCUGGCCCUGGGCGCCCGCACGGUGCCCGCGCUGCUCGGCCGCGGCGCCGUGCGCCUCCUGGGACCGCUGCUGCUCGACCCCGCGGCCUCCGUGCGCGAGACCGCGGCUGGAGCUCUCAGGAACAUGAGCGUGGCGGGUGGGCCGGACGCGUGCGAGGACAUGGUCGCCAGCGACAUCAUGACGCCGCUCGUCGCGCUGCUCAGAGAGUGUGCCGCCGUCCUGGACUCUGCCGGGGACGCGCAGCCCAAGGGGAGGAGCGGCGGUGGCGGUGGCGCCGGACUGCCCGGAGACGUCGCCGUGGAGGCCGUCCACCUCCUGCUCAACCUGUGCGAGAGCAGCGCUCGUGCCGUCUCUGUGUUCAACAAGGAGGCGUUGCUGCCGCCGCUGCUGCAGUUUGUGAGACGGCACCAGCAGCACCUGCCUCUCGCCAUCGCUGCAGCUCAGUGCCUGCAGACGGUGGCGGAGGACAACGUGGACCUGGCGGGCAGCCUCACGGCGCCGGCGCUCGCCGCGCUGGAGCCGGCGCUGCUGCUGCUGCCUCCUGCUGGCGUGGACAACGGCAGCGCCGGCGCCCAGCGUAGCCUGCUGCGGACACUCGUAGCGGGCUUCCUGUGGAACGUGAAGAGCGCCAUCCCCGGCGCCAGCCUGGCCCAGGCGCUGAGCGCCGUUGCGAGCGCGCUGAGCGACGCGCUGGCGCUGGACGCGCGCCCGGCGCUCGCUGCCCUGGAGGCCCCGCCGGCACCGCCGCCCCCCGAAGCGUCCGGCGCCGGCGAGCGCCGGCGUAAAGGCCGGACGAAUGGCGGCGGCGGCGGCGGCGGCGCCGCUCGCAACCCAGCACCGGCGCAAGCGAAGAGACACUCAAAGAAGAAGAAUUGCGGCGAGGUGGUGGACCGGGCCAACGAGGAGAACGAAGGUGAUGAGGGGAAGGCCGGUGGAGGUGGCGGUGGAUGUGGUGGAGGUGGUGAAGAGGAGCAGAAGGAGGAGAACGGCGGUGGUGAGGAGGACGAGGAGGUGGAGGAGGAUGAGGCUGACAUGGAGGCCGAGCCGAGCGCGGCCACCGGGGAUGGAAGUCCUCCGAGCAGCGGCGAUGACCUCUCCGACCUCUUGCCGCCGAGCGAGGCGGCGCUGGUGGAGGCCAUGGCGCUGCUGUCGGCGCAGCAGACUGCGCUGGAGAUCCUCGUCAACAUGUGCUGCAGCGAUGACGGGCCGGACGACGAGGAGGAGGAGGAGUGGGAGGAGGCGGGAAGCAACGACGGCAGCGAGGAGGCGGCGUGCAUGGACGGCGAGGAGGAGACGGGCGAGGCGCCGCUCUCGCCGCUGUGCCUCUCCGCCGAGGUCCACGGCGCGCUGCUGAGGCACGGCAUCGUCGGCCGGGUGAUAGAGAAGAGCGCGUUUCCGGAGGAGAGCGGCGUGAGCGUCUGCCUCAAAAACCCGGUGUGGAAGCCGCUCCUCACCAGACUGCAGUGCAUCCAGUGUCGGGCCCUCACCUGCCUGCAGAACAUGCUGGGCUCGCUGGACGAGGAGGCGCUGGGGGGGCCGCUUGCUCUGCAGGAGCUGGCGCGCCAUCUCGCGUCGCUCCUCUUCAGCGCGAGCGAUCUGGCCAAGGCCGCGGAGUUUUUGGAGGCGGCCACUGGAGCGGUGAGGGCGCUGCUCCACGUCAUGGCCUCCAAGGACAUCCCCCAGUGCAUGUCGGUGCAGCAGCUGCUGGCGCUGUGCGAGGCGUGCGUGCGGUGCGAGCACGAGGGCGUGCGCCUCAACACGGUCGGCAUCCUCGGGGUGGUGGGGAGAGAGCUGUCCCGGCAGAGAGGCACCGCCACCACGCUGCAGGAGCUGGGCUCGGUGCUGCUGGGGGUGGCGGUGCGCGACGUGAGCCUCCCCGUGUCGGGGGAGGCUCUGGACGCGCUGUUCGACGUGUUCGCCCACGGAGACGACGCCGACCUCGCCGCCCGCGCCAUGGGGCUCGCGGCCGCCCUACGCGGCCUCGCGCCCGCGUUCAAGGCCAGGAUGAAGAGCGAGGGCAGGAGGAGUUGCUCCCCCGAGCAGCUGCUGGUGCUCACCAACGUGCGGACGAACCUGGCGCGCUUCAUCCGCUACCAGGAAAGCAAAGCGCGCUGAAGCGCCCCGCCCCACGCCUCCGCCGCCCUCCUGCUCCUGCCGUCUUGCACGGCCACGUGGACCUCGCGUAGUCGGCGCGGAUCCCGGUGCAGGGAACAACACGGGGCCCUCCCCCCCCCACCGAAAUAUCCCCCCCACCCCCCCCCCCUCCCCCCACCGGCCCAUCCCGUCUCUAGCCCAGGGAGGGACCCUGGUGUAGUUGCACCGCCUGCGCUCGGUAGCGGCGCCGCUGGGUCGCGGCCGUCCCGCGCCGCUCGUUUGCCACGAUUGCGCGACCGCCCGCCAGCAUCCCCCCCGUCCUGCUGCCUCGUUGGGAGCGGCUGCGAACCCACGGCCGACCGCGGCUUGGAAACGGCGAGGACGCGCGAGCCGCGGUUCGUGCCGUCGAGGUGACUUCUGCUGCUGCUGCCGUCGCCGCUGCCACUUGACGAGGGGGGGGGGGGGGUGGUGUGGAGGUGGGGGACGUCAAAGUGUAAAAUAGCCGAGGCGUUUGCUGUGCGUGUCGCUGAACACUAGGGUUCAGUUGAACCGCGCGGAGGAGCUGUAUCUGAGGGAACAGAACCGAACACAUGGACGACACGGGUUCGACUCCCUGCCAAAGAUAUAUUUUGUUCAGCCCCGUCCCCUUUUGGCUAGACCUCCGCCGAAGUUAUGCCACUUUUAUCAUUUCACAAAUUUAUUUUAACAUCCUUUAGGUUUUAUUUAAUGACAAAUUAUGAUGGCGUUAAUAAUACCACUAGCAUCUUUUAGCUCGGUUCCUAACCUCCUUGUCCACAGGGAUCUUGAGUGGGUGCCUAAAGCCUUGUGGCACCCUCCCCCACUCCACUGUCCUGACAAGUGGGAGGCAGAGAGGCCUCCUAAACCCCCCCCCCCCUCCGUGGUCCUGUCCGCGGGGUUGUUUCUGAUUGGACAGUUCUUGCUGAAUGUGACGGGGGGGAACUGGAAGACUGUCAGGUGGAGAGUUGAGCUUCUUGCGUGCGGCCUGCCUGGCUGGGAUUUGCAGUUGCUCUCCUGAGCAGCGGGGGUUGUGAGGUCGUUGCUGUGGUGGGGGCCCCCCCCCCCCACCCUCGCGUUUAUUUUCUGGUGCCAUUUGUGGCUCUGCAGCGUUUUGUUGCUGAUAAACGCAGCCCACGGGGAGGACGCUUCCGCUGGGAUUUAUUUUCUUGUGCAAAUCCACCGUUCGCGAAAUGUCUUGUGUUUAAAACUGUUUAAAAAAUAGCGAGAGAAGCGGACAAUAAAACGGUCGCGGUUGCAUUUAAA
Messenger RNA from Petromyzon marinus (sea lamprey), 4503 nucleotides. It is a transcript of the gene HEATR3, whose product is annotated as HEAT repeat containing 3. Lineage: Eukaryota; Metazoa; Chordata; Hyperoartia; Petromyzontiformes; Petromyzontidae. Gene Ontology annotation, biological process: ribosomal large subunit biogenesis; protein import into nucleus. The record is from RefSeq and is a predicted model, not a curated record.